Molecule: messenger RNA, 970 nt
Organism: Pundamilia nyererei
Lineage: Eukaryota; Metazoa; Chordata; Actinopteri; Cichliformes; Cichlidae
Product: CXADR-like membrane protein
Exons: 5
Biological process (GO): T cell costimulation; immune response; negative regulation of T cell proliferation
Cellular component (GO): external side of plasma membrane
Source: RefSeq, a predicted model, not a curated record
UCUACGAGCUUCAGACAGUGGAGGUGACACCGGGGGUGAAGCGUGUUCUGCUUCCCUUCAAAACCACAGCUGACCUGCCUGAGGACGUCAGAGUGGAGUGGAGACGUUCAGACCUUGAAGAUGUGAAGGUCCUUGUUUAUGAGAACAGCCAAAAAAAGCAUGAAGAGCAACACCAGGACUAUCAAGGCCGCACUGAGAUGAAUGAAGAGCUACUGAGAACCGGAGACCUCAGUCUGACCCUGAAAGACCUCCGACCUACUGACAGUGGAGUCUACACCUGCACCGUCUACAAAAAUGAUGGAGCCAUCCUGAAACAGAAAGUAGUGAUACUCACUAUCAGAGACUACCAGGUGGAAAUAGUCGAAGUAACAAAGGGGAAGAAGUCUGUGCUGCUGCCCUUUAAAACCACUCUUGAUCUACCCGAUGAUGUCACAAUCGAGUGGAGACGUGGUGAUUCCAGAGACACGGUCCACACCUAUCAGGAUGGCCAAAACCUGCUAGAAGAACAGGGGCAGGAUUAUAGAGGUCGCACAGAGAUGAAUAAAGAGCCACUGAGGACUGGAGACCUCAGUCUGACCCUGAAAGACCCCCAAAACACCCACAGUGGUUUCUACAUGUGCACAGUCUCCCAGGGUGAAGACAUCCUGAGACAGAAAAUUGUGACGCUUACUGUCAGAGGAAAACAUGGUGCAAGCUUUACAGAGCAGUUUCAAGGCUUCAGAAAUAAGAGAAAACCCAUGACUGAUGGACCUUCUUCCACUGCGAUUCAUGAAUCUAUUCCACUCACUACUAAAGAAGCAAGUUAAAUGGAGGAGAAGAGCUGGCAGGACCAUCUUUCGGAUUACCUUUGUAUUUGGGCCACUUAGUUUUCCCUGUAUACUCCUCUUUGGUUCCACUUUUAGAAAACAUAAUCUCGGAUGGACACCUGCUCAUUCUCUGCAGCUGGAUCCUUCACUUCCUGUCUGACAGA